CACCGGGAGGAGCUGCGCAGGCGACGCGAGGCCGCGGCGGAAAGCGAGGGCCGCCGUUGUGCUGGACGGAGGUGGCGCGAAGGAGAGAAACCCAAGCCCGCAGGAAGGAAGGAAGGAAGGGCCGGCGGCAGUUGAGAUAACGGGGACCAAGACUAUUAUGGAAGACUCUGAGUGGGAUCUUUUUAACCAGAGUGAAGCCAUUCUGCCUGAACUGCAUCAUAAUCAGAUGACUACAAGGAACGUGCUCCAAGAUCUGAGAACCUUGGUGGCUUUAAAUGACCCUGAGGAUCGAAUACUGUUUCAGACUCCAGAUGGAUCUAAACAACUCAGAGGGCUGGAAAACAUAGUUGGCUAAAGGAAGGCUGAAGCAAGGGACGGCAGAUUGCAAAGAACAACAAAGUGUGAAAGCCAAGUACUCAAGAUGGGAGAGGAACGUGCGGGUGAACCCCUGCUUGGUGUAGUGGCUGGUGAGGAUGCAGAUUAUGAGGGUGUUCUUCCCACGGAUACAGUUUCCCUGAGCGAUUCAGAUUCGGAGGACUUUGCGUUUCCAGGUGAUCCUGAAGUUGAUACCAUAUCUCCUGAAGAACCCUCCCCUUUGGAUGAUGCGGAUGGUGGAGGAGAUGACAACAGUGUCCCCUUCCGUCAAAAGUCACAGGUUCAACCUUUUCACCUGAAAGGGAUGAGUUCCAGCUUCUCACAGCGAAGCCAGAGCAUUUUCGAUUGUCUGGAAGGUGCUGCAAAACAGGCUGUGCCCUCAAUGGCUGAAGACAAUGUAAUUGAUGGCAGGUUUAAGCGCCCACUCCCCCCUCCCACCUUUCCGAACAAGAUGUUGACAGAAAGUCUUGGAAGGCAAAAUAAGCCACCACCAGCCAAGAAAAGUGCGCCAGCAGUUCCUGACUAUGUGGCUCACCCAGAAAGAUGGACCAAGUACAGCUUGGAAGAUGUUUCAGAGUCUAGUGACAAGGUCAACCGAUCAGUUGCCAUGGAGUUUCUCGAAGGCUUGAAAAAAACUAAAGGAGAACAAAGCCCCAUCUGUCCUGAAAGCUAUUCCCCAUCUUUCAACCAAGAUUCGUCCAGCUCUGGUGCAGGAAGGAUUGUUUUUACCAAGCCCACAAAGGCAGGCUCACAGAAGUCAGAAAGGAAAAGAGCAGCUCCAAGUGAAGAUGACGAAGCUAAAAAUACCGAUGCAAAUGAGGAGCUCAAAGGGAAGCUUCCAGAUAAGACUGACACCCAGGAAGAGGAAGAUAAAGUUGUACCAGGUCCCCUAAAGAGUGGUGGAAAGGAAGUGGGGGAUUGGAAUCCACCAAAAUUGGAAGAGCUGGGUGUUCAGAAAGGAUCUGAGACAGACUCUUCCAAGGCAAGUGGUGAUAGAGUGGUGGUGACUGUGGGGUUCCAUGGCAGCAAGAAAAAGGAUAGGAAGAAUUUCCGACCCAAAGCUAAUCGUGAGGAGGAGGAAGAAGAGGCAUAAACAUCGGAGAAAUUAUUGCAGUGUCUUCCUAAAGAUGUUCCCCGGAAAAUAUUUUUCUCCAUUAUUUGCAUGAGUCCUGCCAACAUUCUUGUUUUAUUUAGCAAACUUGUAACUUUAAAUACUAGGAUGUUGCACUUUUUCCCUCCAAGAAGCCUUUGUCUGCAUUAUAGAAUCAAAACUAGAAGACAUGUUGUGUUGAAGUUGAAGAUUCUAUGUGUGUGGCAAAAUCCAUUAUUUAAGUUAUGGAACAAUUAAAAAAAGAUACCCACUUCAAAUUUGGAUGAGCUGUUGUUUGCUUAACCAUUUAUGCAAAAUCCAUUGACAGAUAUUUCUUGGCUGCAUAUCCUAAACAGCUAAUAGCACCCAUGAUAUAGUACAACUUGAAAAGGCAAUGUCGUAUGGAUGAGGUACAAGAUGUGCCUGUUCGAUUGCUGUGUGAAACAAAGGUUAACUUGUACCUCUGCAUUAUCAGUGAAACUAAAAGCACAGUCUAUGAGAAGCCAUAUGGAGAUACAGAACCAGAAGAUAAUGCUCUGUGAAAAACAGUGUGCUUGUUUUACUAGAACAUGCAAUUUUGACAACAAACUUGGCUUGUGGAUGUCAGGUUCAGAGACGUUGUGAACUCAAAGCUAAAACAUGUAGAUAACAAAUCUGGGACUAUAAUUCAUUGAGCUAUGGAAGAUGGGAAAGAGAGUCUCAGCACUGAAUGACAUAAUUUCCCCUUGCAGUGGUAAUGUUUUCCACCUGCUUAUCCAAGAGUUUAUCUCUUAAGAAUAGUGAUUUCACAUCUGUAUAACUGGAUCUGUUCAGAAAUUAAGGGGUUUGAAAACUAUCUUUUAAACAAAUCCACCAAAAGAUCCUUUUAAUACUUUUCAGUGUCAAUAAAACCUUGAAUUACAAUUA
This is a messenger RNA of Anolis sagrei ordinatus, 2371 nucleotides long. It is a transcript of the gene TSSC4, whose product is annotated as tumor suppressing subtransferable candidate 4. The record is from RefSeq and is a predicted model, not a curated record. Lineage: Eukaryota; Metazoa; Chordata; Lepidosauria; Squamata; Anolidae.